Molecule: messenger RNA, 3251 nt
Organism: Toxotes jaculatrix (banded archerfish)
Lineage: Eukaryota; Metazoa; Chordata; Actinopteri; Toxotidae
Product: rho GTPase-activating protein 8-like
Exons: 18
Coding region: 105-1388 (427 amino acids)
Biological process (GO): negative regulation of endocytic recycling; small GTPase-mediated signal transduction
Cellular component (GO): cytoplasm
Molecular function (GO): GTPase activator activity
Source: RefSeq, a predicted model, not a curated record
UCCGUCAGCCCGCUGGCGGUUGGUUGAGGAAGUUUGUGUUAGUUCUACCUGUCGAGUGUGUUGCUGUUAGCUGAGCUGAGGGUACAGAGACUCGGACUCCAGACAUGAGCUCAGAGCCGGAUCCGGAGCAGCUCGCUGAAAUAGAGCUUCAGAAGGAGGAAGAGGAGGAUGAGGACGGUCAGAGGACAGUCCCUGGUGGUCCAUCGGUUCGUCCAGGCAGCAGCUUCAGUCCUGAUAGCUCUCACCCGUUCUACGAUGUGGCCCGUCACGGCAUCAUCCAGGUCUCCGGUGACGACAACUAUGGCAGGAAGCUGAUCAUCUUCAGCAGCUGCUGUUUGCCUCCGUCACACCAGCUGAACCACCAUCGCCUGCUCGAGUACCUGAAGUUCACGUUGGACCAGUACGUGGAGAUGGACUACAUCCUGGUUUACUUCCACUAUGGUCUGAGGAGCAGCAACAAGCCGUCUCUGAAAUGGCUACGACAGGCGUACAGCGAGUUCGACAGGAAGUACAAGAAGAACCUGAAGACUCUUUACGUUGUUCAUCCUACCAACUUCAUCAGAAUCGUCUGGAACAUUUUCAAACCUCUGAUCAGCCACAAGUUUGGGAAGAAGCUGACGUAUGUGAACUACCUGGAUGAACUGAGAGAUCACCUGAACUACGAGCAGCUCAUCAUCCCUCCUGAGGUGCUCAGACAUGAUGAAAAGCUGCGAGCGGCUCAGAGGAGCGGGCCCCCUCCCUCGGUGAAAACGCCCCCGCCCCGACCCCCCCUGCCCACACAGCAGUUUGGUGUCAGUCUGCAGUACAUCAGAGAGAAGAACAGGGAGGCGAUAAUCCCACCUGUGAUCCGUCAGACUGUCACUUACCUGAAGGAGAAAGGUCUGAGGACGGAGGGAAUCUUCAGGCGAUCGGCUCGUGUUCAGCUCAUCAAGGACGUUCAGAAGCUCUACAACCAGGGGAAGCCCGUGAACUUCGAUGAGUACGCCGACGUCCACGUUCCUGCUGUGAUCCUGAAGACGUUUCUCAGAGAGCUGCCUGAGCCCCUGCUCACCUUCAGAGUCUACAGCCAGGUCCAGGAGAUGCUCAAUGUGGAGAGCAUCCUUCGUGUGACGAGGUGUAAGCAGAUCGUUGAGAGUCUCCCUGAGCACAACUUCAUCGUGGUGAAGUUCCUGCUGAGCUUCCUGCACCUGGUGUCUCAGGAAAGCAUCGUGAACAAGAUGAGUCCGUCCAACCUGGCCUGUGUGUUCGGGGUGAACCUGGUUUGGCCUCGUCACGGUUCCAUCUCCCUCACCGCCCUGACGCCCAUCAACAUCUUCACCGAGCUCCUCAUCGAACAUUUCCACACCGUGUUCGGCUCCCGCUGCCCACCUGGACAGGUAAUCCCCUGAACCAGCAGAUCAGCAUGUCACAGCCCCUGGACCCAGGUCUCUCACUCUCCGGGGACGUUGUUAGUUUUUUCCCUUUUCCCCCGUCCUCCAUGUUUGUCAGAGGACGGUUCCUCGUGACUCUGGAGGCCUUUUUUAUUUUUUCCUCAUGGCACCGUUUAGAUUUCUGCACAGAUAAAACUCUGAGUCUGAGACGUCUCCUUCAGUGUGGACAGGAGACGGACUGUUAACUUUCUCGUCUGCAGUUUGAGACGAUGUUGAGAUCAUGUUGAGAUCUGUGACGCUGAGGACAGGUGGGUGGGACAGGGUGUCCUCCUGAAGGUCAAAGCUUCAGUUACUCACUGCAGCUCCACGACAGCUGAAUGUUUGAGCUGUAGAUUUAAACGUUUUACAGUGUAAAAAAAACUCUUUAGUUUAUUAAAAAACUUUUUACCAGUUUGUUGUGAACUUUGACCAAAGUGGUUUUUAAAUCGUGUGUAAAUCACUUGAACAGACACAUGAAUCUUUUGUUCUUGAAUUUUAUUAAUGAUUCAGUUUUUUGUAAGAACUCGGUACAAAAAAGUGAGACUACUCUUUAACCAUUUACCAACUUCCAUCGAUCAACUUUUUAAUGCAUCAUAAAGAAGAGGAAACUACAUUGGCAUAUUUAAGACAAACACUUUCCUAUACACACUAUCCACUGGACAGUCCCUUUAUCAAUGACAAAGAAAAAAUUUCUACUUCCACAGCCAACAGACAUUUUCAUUUCCAUCUAAACACCUCGUCGUGUCGUCGCCUCUUCAUGGCAAAAUAAUACAUAGAACGCUGUAAGCUAGAAGUCAGAAUGCAGAACUGGCAAACAAUAGAAAACCCCAAUGUUCUGUUUUCUUCUCUUUUUUUUUUUUUGCUCCUUGAUAAAAGAAUAUAAAAAUGUUCUAACUUUUUUUCUUUGUUCAAAUGUUGUGUCGUGUAUUAAAAUAGAUCUGUUUAAGCACUGCACAGUUUCUCCCGGAGAAGAUUUUAGAAAUGGAUGAAGAGGUGUGGGUGCAGGGCGGGUGCAGGGUUUCUCUUUUCCUUUCAGGGGGAGGAGGGCGUGAGGAGCUGAUAUGGUUUCCGUCCACCUGGAGCCGCCUCGCGGCCCUGCAGCUCUCAGGCAAGUCGGAGUGAUCGCACAUCUGCUGUGUCGGACACAGAACCCGGGAGCGUCCGGGCUCCACGCGCUGAAAAGCUGAUAGGAAGUGUUUGGACUGAGGACACGGACCGAGGACACGGACCGACACACCUGACGCCUCCGCGUGCUUCACGUACGUUUGAUUCUUCGGCUGCAAACGAGAAUUUUCCUGAAAGUUUGAUCAGGCAUCUCCCUCUGACCUGUUUGUGCACUGGCGGUGGCGGAGCCUCGGCUGUUCGCCUCCUGCAGGAUGUUUACGGCAGGUGUGACGUCAUGUGACCUACCUUCCAGCAGAAAUCCUCAGUGUCUAGCAUGUCAAUGGAAGCAGAGCAGAGGGAGCAGCUGAAGGUGUUUCCCUGCUCCACGCUCAGCGUGAACUCACCUUCCAGGUGUUCUGUGGUGACGAGGCCGAGGGCGACCAUGAAGGCGAUUUUCUGAAAGAGGCAGAGGAGACGUUAAUGACGAGGUGACGCGCUGAAGGACUCUCAGCGUCUGAGGAAACAUCCUCCACUCUUCAACCUGUUCUGACAUUUUACUCUGAAAAUAUUAUUAUAAUUACUGAAUUGUGAGAUUUCCUCUGCUGUUAACACGACAUGAAGCGACAGUUAUAAAAGUUUGUGGAGAAUAAAGUCUGUAAAUGAGAAAUGAAUAUUCAGGGUUUGUGUUACUGUGUGAAAAUGACAGAGCUGUAAAAUAAACUGAUAACAUCAGACUGA